Leptopilina heterotoma is the source of this 3493-nucleotide messenger RNA. Its product is annotated as neurofilament heavy polypeptide-like. The transcript is spliced from 2 exons. Bases 53 to 2512 code for a protein of 819 amino acids. The record is from RefSeq and is a predicted model, not a curated record. Lineage: Eukaryota; Metazoa; Arthropoda; Insecta; Hymenoptera; Figitidae.
UUAAUUUGACAAAAAGCAUUAUUUUUGCUCAUUAUAAAAGUGCACAUUCAAAAUGCGAUACACGUUUAUUGUAGUUUUAAUUUGUAAUUAUUUAUUGAAAUUAAAUUUCGCAUAUUCAACGAAGGAAAGUGUCGAAGUAACGGAUAAGAAAUUCACAUGUCCAUGUUCAAAAUAUUGGAAUGAAGAUUUGGAUGGUGCUGUUAAUAAAGCAAUUAAAUUAUUAUCUGUACAUUCAUUAUUACCAAUGACAAAGGAGGAGAAGACAAAAUUACUAUUAGAAUUUUUUAAACCAUUUGCAAAAAAAUUUGCAAAUUGUCAUCAUGCUGAUAAAAAGGGAAUUACCACAACAUCUGAAACAACAACACCACCACCAACAACAGGGAAAAAACCAAAGAAAUUUCGAAAGAAUGAAAAAGUAACUAAAAUCUACGAUAAUAAUCAAUCUGAACAAAAAAAUACCAAUCUUGCUGAUAAUAAAUUACAGAAUGAUAAUACGAAAGGUGAUAGAUUUAAUGGAACAUCAUCGCCUGUAGUUAUUGGUGAUGCAGAAGAUGCAGAUGAAGAUUCGAAUGAAGAUGAAAAUUUAGAAGUUGCUAUUAAAGAACAAUUGAGACUUAAAGUUGAAGAGAAAGAAGAAGCUAGAGCUGCAGAGGAAGCUAGAAUUAGAGCUAAAGCUGAAGAAAAAGCUAGAGUUGCAGAAGAAGAAGAAGCUAGAGCUGCAGAGAAAGCUAGAAUUGAAGCUGAAGCUGAAGAAGAAGCUAGAGAAGAAGUUAGAGUUGCAGAGGAAGCUAGAAUUAAAGCUGAAGCUGAAGAAGAAGCUAGAGCUGCAGAGGAAGCUAGAAUUAAAGCCAAAGUUAAAGAAGAAGCUAGACUUAGAGAAGAAGAAGCUAGAGCUGCAGAGAAAGCUAGAAUUAGAGCUAAAGCUGAAGAAAAAGCUAGAGUUGCAGAAGAAGAAGCUAGAGCUGCAGAGAAAGCUAGAAUUAGAGCUAAAGCUGAAGAAAAAGCUAGAGUUGCAGAAGAAGAAGCUAGAGCUGCAGAGAAAGCUAGAAUUAAAGCUGAAGCUGAAGAAGAAGCUAGAGAAGAAGUUAGAGUUGCAGAGGAAGCUAGAAUUAAAGCCAAAGCUGAACAAGAAGCUAGAGCUGCAGAGGAAGCUAGAAUUAAAGCCAAAGUUAAAGAAGAAGCUAGACUUAGAGAAGAAGAAGCUAGAGCUGCAGAGAAAGCUAGAAUUAAAGCUAAAGAAAGAGAACAAGAAUAUGAAGAUAUGGAUGAUUACUACGACCAACUUGAUAAGGAAAAUGCUCCAAAAUCUCCUGCAUCAGGAAGUGCAACAUCACCAAACGAUAAGAAAAAUAAAUUGACUAAUGAUAAACAAUCACCUACAGAUGAAGCAGUAAGUCCUGAAAUUCCAAGUGACAGAACGAAAUUAUUACUUGAUGAUGACGAUGACGACGACGAAGACUUUAUAAAUAAUGAUGAAAAACAUUUAAAAAAUAAAAAACCAAUUUCUCCCUUUCACUUAAUAUCAGAAGGAGCUAAAGCUAAAGAAGAAGCUAAAGCUAAAGCUAAAGCUGAAAAAGAAGCUAAAGCUAAAGCUGAAAAGGAAGCUAAAGAAAAAGCUGAAAAAGUAGCUAAAGAAAAAGAACAAGAAUAUGAAGAUAUGGAUGAUUACUACGACCAACUUGAUAAGGAAAAUGCUCCAAAAUCUCCUGCAGCAGGAAGUGCAACAUCACCAAACGAUAAGAAACACAAACUGUCUGAUAAUAAACAAUCACCUGCAGAUAAAGCAGUAAGUCCUGAAAUUCCAAGUGACAGAAAGAAAUUAUUACUCGAUGAUGAUGACGACGACGACGACGACGAAGACUUUAUAGAUCCUUCUGGAAAACAUUCAGAAAAAUCAGAUAAACCAAUUUCUCCCAUUUCACAAGGAGCUGAACCUAUCAAAAAGGCUAAAACAAUUACGCCUACUGAUAAAAAAUCAUCUGAAAAUAAUGACAACAUCGAUGACGAAGAAGACACUGAUGAACAACAAAGCAGACCUAAUGCACCACUUGGUUCCUUACAAAGUGAUAAACAAGAUAAUCCGAACCAAAAUCCUCAACCAGUUGGAGCACCUGGUGGAUCAGCAUCGCCAUCGGGUGAUAAAAAUAAUAAUAAUAAUAAUACUGGUAAUAAUGAAGGAGAAAGUUCGACACAACCUAAUGGAGGGGAAACAGCAAAUAAUGGAACCGAAACAAAUAACGGAAAUAAGAAUAAAUGUUGUUGUAAUAAAUCGAUCGUGGGUAAAAAUUGUAAAAAGUGUCAUAGUUCGGAAGAAUGUGACUCGGAUGAAUCAGACUCAGACUCAGGAUCAGAUUCAGGAUCAGAUUCAGGAUCGGAAUCAGAUUCUGGAUCGGAAUCAUCAGAAUCAUCAGAAUCAGCAUUUUCUUCACAAUAUCUACAUGGCGGUUAUGAUUGUAGAGACAAUGGUCACGGACAAUUCUAUCCUGGUUAUAAUUGUUACUAUAAGAAAUAGAAAAAAUUGGAAACUUUCAGAAGCGAAGAAUUUUGAAAAACGUUGUGCGAUUAAAAAUACCCGAAUAUUUAUUUAUUUAUCAAAUUGUAACUAUACUCUAUUCCCUCGAGGCAAAAAAAUUGUAAUGUUCAUAAUUCAAAGAACGUUCUUGAAAUCAUUUUAGAAUGUUUCACAUAACCGUAAAUAAUGUUCCAAAAUAUUUUAAGAACAUGAAAUGUUCAAAUAAUAAUAAUAAGAUGUAAAAAAACGUUACAAGAACUUUUUUUGGAACGAAAAUGAUUUUUUUAUAUAUAUUUAUUUUUAUUAUGUAAAAAUUAAUAUUUUAAUGUAAUAAAUGUACAGUAAACAUAACAUAUGAUAUGUAUCUAAAGAUAGAUCCAAAGAAAGAUUCCAAAAAAGUAAAAUAUUUUAAUGUUAUGUUUUUAUUAUUUUUCCUUUAAUUUAAAGUUUCUGUUUUAUUGCAAAAAAAAAUUAAAAUCAGUAUUUAUUAAAUAUUUUAAAUGUAAAUGAAGACUUAAACAUCAGUGAUUUAUAUUGAGAGUUGAUCUUCUUUGCGUAUUUUUAUUCAAAAAAUUACAAAAACAUAACCAAAAAUUUGUUGAAUCUUUGGCGCGCACCUUUCUUUGAAGCGUUUCGAGCUCGUGAUAUUUUUAUUUUAAAAUAAUUAUUAAAUAAUAAUAAUUAAAUAAUAAUUUAAUAUAAAUUAGUGGAUAAAAUUCAUAAGAUUUUUUUUUAGAAGUAACAAUUUAGAGAAAUUUCUCUAAAUUAUUACUACGAUAAAAAAAAAUUAUGGAUUUUAUCCACUACAAUUUGUUUGAUCAUAAUUUUUAUUAUUUAAAUAAUAAAAAUUAUGAUCAAACGAUCAAUUUAAAAUUUAAAAAAAUAAUAGUAAUUUGUUAUAGUUAAUCUUUAACGUCCGAGAUUUUUGAUAAAAAUAAGAUAGUAAUUAGUGAGUAGUGAUUAUUAUUAUUUGCCUGUUAU